This is a messenger RNA of Lycium ferocissimum, 1307 nucleotides long. Its product is annotated as probable carboxylesterase 1. Bases 132 to 1049 code for a protein of 305 amino acids. The transcript has a single exon. Lineage: Eukaryota; Viridiplantae; Streptophyta; Magnoliopsida; Solanales; Solanaceae. Gene Ontology annotation, molecular function: hydrolase activity. The record is from RefSeq and is a predicted model, not a curated record.
UCCACGUAGAAAUCGAAGAUUUGUCAAUUCAACCUAUUUAUAGCUACGUCCCACCAUUAAUAAUUUUCUGUCUACAUACAUUCUACUCAUACUUUACAAUUCACAUCUCUGUUACGCAAUUCUCAACUCCAAUGGCUACCAACACUAAAGAAAUAGCAGUUGAUAUGACCCCUUUUUUCGUCAUCUACAAAGAUAACAGCAUCAAUAGAUUCCGUCCAUCAGAAAAUGCUCCACUUUGUGACGAUCCACAAGCCCCUGUUAAAUCCAAAGAUGUUGUAAUUCAACCAGAAACAGGGGUUUCUGUACGUGUAUUUCUCCCCAAGAUUACCGAUCCCAAACAGAAAAUCCCCGUUAUAAUUUACAUUCAUGGCGGUGCUUUCUGUAUUGGAUCAGCUCGUUCCCCUGUAUUCCAUAAUUUUAUCAGUUCUUUAGUUGAAAAGACUAAUUUUAUUGCUGUUUCAGUUGAUUAUAGACUUUGCCCAGAAAACCCUUUUUCCGCUACAUAUGAAGAUUCUUGGGAAGCUUUUCAAUGGGUGCUUUCACAUGUUAAUGGACAUGGCCCGGAUUCUUGGCUAAAUGAUUAUGCUGAUUUUAGCAAAGUGUUUAUUGGUGGAGAAAGUGCUGGAGCGAAUAUUGCUAAUGAUGUUGCUAUUAGAGCAGGGGUUAGUACUGAUCUUGAUUCAAAAGUUAAAAUUUUGGGGCUUUUUUUGGUUCAUCCAUAUUUUGGGAUAGAAAAUGAUUCGUUGUACGAGUUUUUGUGUCCGACAAGUGGUGGAAGUUUGGAGGAUCCGAGGGUAAAUCCAUUGAUAGAUCCGAGGUUAAAAUCUAUGGCGUGUAAGAAGGUUUUGUUUUUGGUGGCUGAGAAAGAUCUUCUGAAAAAAGGGACGAUGAAUUAUUAUGAAGGAUUGAAGAAGAGUGAGUGGAAUGGUGAUGUGGAGUUAAUGGAGACGAAAGGGGAAGGACAUUGUUUCCAUUUUUACAAUCCUUUGGCCGAGAAAGCUGUUGCGCUUAUGGAUAAACUAGUUGAUUUCUUGAAGCAAGAGUACUAGGUUUGGUUUAGGGUUAUCUUGCCUUUUUAAAUAACAUGCUUAUAUGAGCAUCAGUCUUUAUUUUGUGGUUCUUGUGAUUUGAAUUUUGAGCUCUAGUAGAUUUAAGACCAAAAAUCCUAAAAGUAGUUCACUUGGACAAGCUUUGCUUAUGUUUAUGUGAUGUGAUUACAAGUGGAAUAUCUAGAUGCAUCGAAGUUGGCAGGCCAGACACCAUUGUUAUAAAGUAUUUAUAUCUAUGUGAUGUAGUUACAUUUGAUA